Molecule: messenger RNA, 2070 nt
Organism: Musca vetustissima
Lineage: Eukaryota; Metazoa; Arthropoda; Insecta; Diptera; Muscidae
Exons: 4
Coding region: 1-2070 (689 amino acids)
Source: RefSeq, a predicted model, not a curated record
AUGUCUUCAAAUGGAAAAGGUCAGGAAACUAAUCCUGGUGCCGCAGGUGCAACAAACACUUCCAACGGAAAUAGUCAUGGUCAUCACUCAAACCAACAGCAACACGAGCUAUCCACGAAGCAGCGAGACAUGCAAAGCUUCCACGCGUACUCCAAGCUAGCAACUCAUCCUUUCGCCUGUGACAGUGCUAAGGCCGAUCACGAGCGCAAGCUGUAUUCCAUCGAGGAACAACAAGAGACAGAGCUUGAACGGGAGCAAGAAAAAAUUGAUGCCGAAAGUGCCGACAAUGCGUAUGAUGCUGACGUUGAUGAUGACAUGCUAGUUCGUAAUGUUGUUGCACCUGUGGUCACUAUGGAGCAGGGUGGGGAAGGUUCAGGUUCAUGUGAAAAAAUACUUGAUGAUAAAAUGCACAUUUAUGAGCUUUUUCAACCGUGGGCAUUAAAGACAUACGGUGACUUGGCUAAAACUAAAACAAUAACAAUGAGAAAAAAGAUUCGCAUUUUAAAAGCUUUGGAAGGCAAGGAGCAUAGUCGUCCGGAUAGUUCGAAAUUUCGUUUCUGGGUAAAGACCAAAGGGUUUACAACGAAACGACCAGAGAGUUUCGAGGAUGCACCUUGUACGCAACCUCAAAAGAAAGUGCUACCACCAGAUGCAGUUCUCUCUGAAAAUCCAGCAGACGUAGAUCUCUAUGUGGCCUCUACAGCAAAGGAUUUGGACAAACGAACGUACCGGAAAGUUGCCGUAGUCGAGGAAUUUUUCGAUAUAAUUUACCAGAUUCACAUGGAAUUGGGCGGCAGAAGUGGUAUGCAUGCAGGACAGAAACGAACCUAUCGAAUUAUCUCGGAAACUUAUGCUUUUUUGCCUAGAGAAGCUGUUACUCGUUUCCUCUCCAUAUGCCCAGAGUGCAAGAAAAAUCUGAGACCUUCUUCACCCUCGGUUUCACAGGCAAAGGAAGACCUAACCGGAGCUAUACAGAAUGAAAGCUCAUCAGAAGUUGAAGUACUUAACUAUUCGUCCCACACUGAAAGUUCCAUGGAAGCGGGUCCAACUACAAAAACAUCAACAAAAACUUCAUUGGCAACAGGGUUGUUACAGAACCCAAUUAAAAUACAGCCAAAAAAACGAAGAUAUUCCAGUCCGGAUAAUAAUUCUAAGGUUUUUGUCUCUAGCUCGGAACCAGUAGAUUCCUAUCAACGCUUACCAACUAGGGCAAGUUCAAGUCCAGUUUUAGAUCCAUCUUCUAGACCUAUGGUAACAGCACAAACGCAAAAACCUAAGAUCCGCGUUAAUCCCAAUUUACAAAGACCCUAUACGCCACCACUUCAGGAAAGUUCCGUUUUUGCCCAACCUUGUCAUUCCGGCUAUGGUUUUGACUUUCACUCACUAAAAUCACGUGGGAAUAUGAUGCGUUAUUAUGACUUUAUGCGUCGCUUAUAUUCCGGGAAUUUGACCAUGCCUCAUUCAUUCAUAGCACCACCCACGUUCGCGAAAGAGCUACCUAAAAGAGACAUGCCACCAGUCAGCUCGAAGAGUCUAUCACUGUCGAAGCAGUCAUUGGCAGAAAAGUUCAACUCGUCAUCUUCCGACGACGAUGCGGCUGUUACAGCCAAACGUUUUAAAAGCUCCUAUGAGAGUUCUGAAAGAACAAAAACAAUAGAAUUAUCAUCCGGCCAACUGCAAAUACCAACCGUUGAUAAAGACUUCGUAGAGUCUACCCAAAUCCGUGCAAUUAAUCUUUCGAAAAAUUCUUCUCAUUUCAGUGCUCGAGAAAAUACUCAAAGUGAGAGCUGCAUACCACAACGUCCUACGUCAUCACUUGAAGUACCGCCGGCUACCUCGACACCUACAUCCAUUAAACAGGAGGCACUGAGUCCACCGAAGCCGACAAUACUGCCCACACUGCGGAUUCCUCAGAUACGUUCAAUGCCGGGACUACCUCCUUUGGAUUUUGAAAGACUCAAGCCGAUUACAUCCACCUAUUUGCAGCUGACCCGAAGUAUGGGCUUGAGCGAUGAAGAAGCAUUGCGCUUUGAUAAUUUGGUAAGUAAAGAUUUUAAAUAUUCUCUGUAA